AUGGCCUAUGAUCGCUUCAUAGCCAUCUGUCACCCCCUUCAGUAUACAGUCAUAAUGAACCCCCAGUUCUGUGGACUGCUGGUUCUGGUGUCCUGGAUUAUUAGUGUCCUUCAAUCCUUACUAGAAAGCUUAAUGGUGUUGCGUCUGUCUUUUUGCACAGAUGUGGAAAUCUCCCACUUUUUCUGUGAACUUAAUCAGGUGGUCCAUUGUGCCUGUUCUGACACCUUCAUCAAUGAAAUAGUCAUGUGUUUGUCAGCUGUAUUGUUGGGUGGCUGUCCCCUCACUGGGAUCUUGUUCUCAUAUUAUAAGAUUCUUUCCUCCAUUCGUGUGAUCUCAUCAACUCAGGGGAAGUAUAAAGCAUUUUCCACCUGUGCUUCUCACCUUUCAGUUGUCUGCUUAUUUUAUUUUACGACUAUUGGAGUAUACAUCAGUUCUUCUGCUACUCACAAUGCUCGUGCAGGUACAACAGCUUCGAUUCUGUACACCAUGGUCACGCCCAUGCUGAACCCCUUCAUCUACAGCCUGAGGAAUAGGGACAUAAAGGAGGCUUUGAAGAGAUUACUCAGGAGGGAAGUCAUAAAGGGCCACUUGUCCUGGCAUGGAAGAAGUGACUGUGACUAA
Messenger RNA from Chrysochloris asiatica (Cape golden mole), 621 nucleotides. Its product is annotated as olfactory receptor 7A10-like. Gene Ontology annotation, biological process: G protein-coupled receptor signaling pathway. Gene Ontology annotation, cellular component: membrane. NCBI's taxonomy places the organism in Eukaryota, Metazoa, Chordata, Mammalia, Afrosoricida, Chrysochloridae. The record is from RefSeq and is a predicted model, not a curated record. The transcript has a single exon. The coding region runs from base 1 to 621 and encodes 206 amino acids. Gene Ontology annotation, molecular function: olfactory receptor activity.